UUUGUCUCUUCUUUUCGCCAUUCGUGCGCUGUAGUGUACGGUUCUGUGCGUCGUGUGUGAUUUAAAUGAAAUUUUGUAACAAACAUAGAAAAGAAAAUCUUUUUCCAAAGUUAUAAAUUUGCUCAAGUUUUGUUCGAUUGUGGUUAUAUCAAAUAAAAAACGUGUGUAAAGGUUGUCACUUAAAUCGGUGGUUUGCAAAAAACUACAUUGCUAUUUACUACGAAGCAAGUUUUGCAAAGUGUCUAGUAAAUAAAAAGAAGCUUGUGAACGAAAUCGAGUCAUGGCCGCCGACCAGGUACAAUUUCAGCAGCUCCUAAAUUCGCUGUUAUCUACGGACAACGAUGUGCGACAGCAAGCCGAGGAUGCGUACAAUAAUUUGCCACGCGAUGUUAAGGUAACGCAUCUAUUGGGCACGAUCCACAAUGGCCAACAAUCGGAGGAAGCACGUCAGAUGGCUGCAGUACUUUUGCGUCGCCUCUUCUCAUCUGAAUUCUCUGAAUUUUAUAAGGAGUUGCCGCAAGAGUCGCAGGCCCAGUUAUUGCAACAAAUAUUACUGGCCGUGCAACAGGAAGUUACUCCGAAUUUACGGCGCAAAAUCUGUGAAGUGAUUGCUGAGGUUGCACGCAGUCUCACCGAUGAAGAGGGCAACAAUCAAUGGACGGAUAUUUUGCAAUUUCUAUUCCAAUGCGCCAACUCACCAUCGGCACAAUUGCAAGAGUCUGCAUUGCGCAUUUUUGCCAGCGUUCCAUCCAUUUUUGGCAACCAAGAAGCUCAAUAUCUCGAUUUGAUCAAGCAAAUGUUGGCCAAAAGUUUGGAGCCUACAGCUGAUGUGGAGGUACGUUUCCAAGCUGUACGUGCUAUUGGCGCAUUUAUACUGCAUCACGACAAAGAUGAGGAGACCAAUGUGUUCAAGCAUUUCUCCGAUUUGUUGCCACGUAUGAUCAUGAUCACUGCUGAAAGCAUCGAAGCGCAAGAUGAUCAGAGCUUAUUGAAAUUACUCAUCGAUAUGACCGAAACAUGCCCGAAAUACUUGCGUCCACAAUUGGAACAUAUCUUUGAGAUGUGCAUGAAAGUAUUUGGCACAACAGAUGUAGAGGACAGUUGGCGUCACCUGGUUUUGGAAGUAAUGGUUUCGCUAUCAGAGAAUGCACCAGCAAUGGUACGCAAACGUGCCGAAAAAUACAUAAUAGCGUUGAUACCGUUGGUAUUGCAAAUGAUGACCGAUUUGGAGGACGACGAGGAAUGGGCUACCUCUGAUGUGGUAACUGAUGACGACAAUAGUGAUAACAAUGUCAUUGCCGAGUCAUCGUUGGAUCGUUUGGCCUGUGGGUUGGGUGGCAAAAUGGUGUUGCCACACGUCAUGAACGCAUUACCAAAUAUGUUAGGUCACAGCGACUGGAAGCAGCGUUACGCUGCACUUAUGGCCAUUUCGGCCAUUGGUGAAGGUUGUCACAAGCAAAUGGAGACGAUGCUCGAUCAGAUAAUGGCAGGUGUAUUGAAUUUUUUGCGUGAUCCCCAUCCACGUGUGCGUUACGCCGCUUGCAAUGCUAUUGGCCAAAUGUCCACAGAUUUCGCACCAACUUUCGAAAAGAAAUUCCAUGAACAGGUGGUCCCAGGAUUGCUAUCAUUGCUGGACGACGUGCAGAAUCCUCGUGUGCAGGCGCACGCUGGAGCUGCUUUGGUUAACUUCUCUGAAGAUUGUCCCAAACACAUUUUGACUCGUUACUUGAAUGGCAUAAUGUCUAAGCUAGAGACCAUUUUGAAUUCCAAGUUCAAAGAGCUCGUAGAGAAGGGCAACAAAUUGGUAUUGGAACAAGUGGUCACUACAAUUGCUUCAGUGGCCGAUACAUGUGAAAAAGAAUUCGUCACAUACUACGACCGUCUCAUGCCAUGCUUGAAAUUUAUCAUACAGAAUGCCAAGUCCGAGGACUUGCGUAUGUUGCGUGGCAAAACUAUUGAAUGUGUCAGUUUGAUUGGGUUGGCUGUUGGUCGUGAGAAAUUCAUUUCCGAUGCUGGCGAAGUCAUGGACAUGUUGUUGAAGACACACACCGAAGGCGAUUUACCUGACGAUGAUCCGCAAACAUCUUACUUGAUUACGGCUUGGGCGCGUAUGUGUAAGAUUUUGGGUAAACAAUUCGAGCAGUACCUACCACUGGUGAUGGGACCGGUAAUGCAUACGGCAGCUAUGAAACCAGAGGUAGCACUACUGGACAAUGACGAAGUAGAAGACAUUGAAGAUGACGUCGAUUGGUCCUUUAUCAAUUUGGGUGAACAGCAAAACUUUGCCAUCCGCACCGCUGGCAUGGAAGAUAAGGCAUCUGCCUGUGAGAUGUUGGUUUGCUAUGCGCGGGAAUUGAAGGAUGGUUUCGCCGACUAUGCCGAAGAGGUCGUACGUCUAAUGGUGCCGAUGUUGAAAUUCUACUUCCACGAUGGCGUGCGUACGGCUGCCGCAGAAUCGUUGCCGUACUUGUUGGAUUGUGCUAAGAUCAAGGGUCCACAGUAUUUGGAGGGUAUGUGGUUGUAUAUUUGCCCAGAAUUACUGAAGGUCCUCGGCACCGAACCGGAAGCGGAUGUACAAUCAGAAUUACUUAAUUCAUUGGCUAAAUGCAUAGAGACUUUGGGUCCGAAUUGCUUGAAUGAAGAAGCAAUGACCCAAGUAUUGGAUAUCAUUUCAAAAUACAUGGGCCAACACUUUGAGCGCGCUGACAAGCGUUUACAAGCACGCAACGAGGAGGACUACGAUGAUGGCGUAGAAGAGGAGUUGGCCGAACAGGAUGAUACGGAUACAUAUAUUCUUUCGAAGGUGGUGGACAUUUCGCAUGCACUUUUCCUCACCAAUAAAUCUCAAUUUUUACCCUAUUUCGAGCGCAUUGCACCACACUUUAUAAAGUUGCUUGAACCCAACCGUUCAUGGUCGGACAGACAGUGGGGCGUGUGUGCAUUUGACGAUGUUAUCGAGUUUUGUGGUCCAGCCUGCGCUGCUUAUCAGCAGAUCUUCACACCACCAUUGUUGCAAUACGUUACCGACAAAUCACCCGAAGUACGUCAAGCCGCCGCCUACGGUUGCGGUGUAUUGGGACAGUUUGGUGGCGAACACUUUGCCGUCACAUGUGCUCAAAUCAUUCCGCUGCUAGUGCAAGUUAUAUCCGAUCCGAAGAGUCGCGACCCCGAGAAUGUCAACCCCACAGAAAAUGCUAUUGCAGCCGUUUCGAAGAUCUUGAAAUAUAACAGCAGCGCCAUACAAAAUGUAGAUGAGAUCAUCAAUGUUUGGUUCUCCUGGCUGCCCGUCACUGAGGAUGCUGAUGAGGCACCGCAUAUUUACGGAUACAUGUGUGAUCUCAUUCAGGCCAAUCACCCCAUCAUAUUAGGCAAUAACAACAGCAAUUUACCACGCAUUGUCUCAAUCAUAGCACAGGCGUUCGUCACGAAAGUUGUGGCACCGCUAAAGGAUGUGGGCACCCGGAUGUUGGGAAUUGUGAAGCAAGUGGAAGCCAACCCAGAAGUUUUUCAGGCGUGUGCAAGUAUAUUGACACCUGAACAACAGUAUGCGCUGCAAGACGCUUAUCGGGAGCUGGCUGCUGGUGCGGUGCCAGCAACUGCCUAAAAUACAUCAAGAAGAUCAAAUCAAAAUAUAGCUGUUGCCGCUACUGCUGCGCUGCACCUUCUCAACACUAAUACACAGUUAUAUAUGUUUAAAUAAAAUUGAAAAGAAAAAAUAUUAUGAGUAUAAAAAACGCGGGUGAUAUUGUGAUGAAUCUACCCACAGUAUAUAGCAUAUAUAAACAUAGAACCACAGCCCACAUACAGCAACAAAAUUUCAAACAGACAAAACACAACCUGUGCGCUACUUAAGAGAGAUAUGCUGCUUGACUAUAACAACAAAAACCACAUAAAGCUAGAGAAGCGGCAAAUUUUGCAUUCUAUGAAGCGUUAAAAUUCUAUCAAUUCACUAAUUGCAAAAAAUUAAAUAAAUGCUACAUUAUUAUAUAUAUAUGUACGUGUACUACGGAAAUAUUAUAUAAAUAAAUAUAUAUAGAGAUAUAUAUGCAUGCAUAUAUAUAAAUAUAUACGUAUAUUGAA
Messenger RNA from Anastrepha ludens (Mexican fruit fly), 4080 nucleotides. RefSeq names its product importin-5 (gene Karybeta3). The record is from RefSeq and is a predicted model, not a curated record. Gene Ontology annotation, molecular function: protein binding; nuclear import signal receptor activity. The coding region runs from base 281 to 3604 and encodes 1107 amino acids. Gene Ontology annotation, cellular component: cytoplasm; nucleus. The transcript is spliced from 8 exons. Gene Ontology annotation, biological process: protein import into nucleus. Lineage: Eukaryota; Metazoa; Arthropoda; Insecta; Diptera; Tephritidae.